Perognathus longimembris pacificus (Pacific pocket mouse) is the source of this 414-nucleotide messenger RNA. It is a transcript of the gene Tex54, whose product is annotated as testis expressed 54. NCBI's taxonomy places the organism in Eukaryota, Metazoa, Chordata, Mammalia, Rodentia, Heteromyidae. The record is from RefSeq and is a predicted model, not a curated record.
AGCUGGCAGGCUGGGGGGGCAGGCUGGGGCGGGCGGCGCACGGUGCCCGGCCGCGGGGCCAUGGGCUGCUGUCAAGACAAGGACUUGCAGACUUCAGAUGAGCGGGCCAAGGACUUGUCAACGGAAGGACAAGAAGGUGGGCCCCUGGAUCGGGAGAGGAGGGUGCUGAAGGGACUGCCCUGGAGUUUGGAUUUGGGAGGCAAGGCUGAGUUCAGCAGCCUCCUAACCCUCACAGGCGCUGAAGACUCUACAGUCCACCCGAGCCGCAGGUCCAACGACAGCCUUCUGAUCACUGUGCUGUGGCGCCGGAUAUCCAUGUUCAGCCGUCGGGGCUCGUCGCGGUCAGCAAAGAGGCACUCGGACCAGGUUCCAAAGCUGGAGGAAAUCCGUGGGAGCAAAAAUGAGGUUCUGUAG